GCACCAAGGAGUCCAUCAUCUGCGUGGGCUCGGCCGGCGUGCCGCGCAUCGUCCCCACUGACAUCGGCUCCUUGAGCUUGGUCAAUGGAACCUUUUCCGAAAUCAGAGAAAGAAUGUUUUCUCAUCUGCCUUCCCUCCAGUUGCUACUGCUGAAUGCUAACUCAUUCACUAUAAUACGGGAUGAUGCCUUUGGUGGUCUUUUUCAUCUAGAGUACUUUUCUUUGGCCAACAAUCAGAUUAAAGCUCUGCCAAGGGACGUCUUUGGCGAUUUAGAUUCUCUGAUUGAACUAGAUUUAAGGGGAAAUAAAUUUGAGUGUGACUGCAAAGCCAAGUGGCUGUUUUUAUGGUUAAAGAUGACAAAUUCCACUGUUUCUGAUGUCCUGUGUAUUGGUCCAGCAGAAUUUCAGGACAAGAAGUUAAAUGAUGUCUCCAGUUUUGAUGACGAAUGCACCACUACAGAUUUUGUAGUUCAUCAGAUUUUACCCUACCAGUCAGUUUCUGUGGACAGCUUCCAUUCAAAGAACGAUGUGUACGUAGCCAUUGCACAGCCCAGCAUGGAAAAUUGCAUGGUGCUAGAAUGGGAUCACAUUGAGAAGAACUUCAGGAGCUACGAUAAUAUUACUGGUCAAUCCAUAGUGGGAUGCAAAGCAAUCUUGAUUGACGAUCAGGUCUUCGUGGUGGUGGCUCAACUUUUUGGCGGCUCACAUAUAUAUAAGUAUGAUGACAGCUGGACCAAGUUUGUCAAAUUCCAAGACAUCGAGGUAUCCCGCAUUUCAAAGCCAAACGAUAUCGAACUCUUUCAGAUCGAGAGUGAAACGUUCUUUGUCAUUGCCGACAGCUCAAAAGCCGGUUUGACCACCAUUUAUAAGUGGAAUAACAAGGGGUUCUACUCUUACCAGUCCCUGCACGAAUGGUUCCGGGACACAGACGCUGAGUUUGUUGAUAUCGACGGAAAAUCUCACCUGAUUCUGUCGAGCCGCUCGCAGAUCCCCAUCAUCCUGCAGUGGAACAAAAAUUCCAAAAAGUUCCUCCCGCACAGCGAGAUCCCUAACAUGGAGGACGUGCUGUCCGUGAAAAGCUUUCGAAUACAAGACAACCUCUACCUUUCGCUCACGAGGUUUAUAGGUGAUUCACGAGUCAUGAAGUGGAACGGCAAGCAGUUUGUAGAGAUCCAGGCACUUCCUUCUCGGGGUGCCAUGACCCUCCAGCCCUUCUCCUUUAAGAAUAAUCACUACCUGGCCUUGGGCAGCGACUACACCUUCUCCCAAAUAUUCCAGUGGGAUAACGAAAACAAGCUCUUUAAAAUAUUUAAGGAAAUCUACGUGCAGGCCCCUCGCUCAUUCACAGCUGUGUCCACAGACAGAAGAGAUUUUUUCUUUGCUUCCAGUUUUAAAGGCCACACACAAAUAUUUGAACACAUAAUAGUUGACUUGAGUUUAUGAA
Molecule: messenger RNA, 1443 nt
Organism: Euleptes europaea (tarantolino)
Lineage: Eukaryota; Metazoa; Chordata; Lepidosauria; Squamata; Sphaerodactylidae
Gene: LGI2
Product: leucine rich repeat LGI family member 2
Exons: 7
Coding region: 114-1442 (442 amino acids)
Biological process (GO): inhibitory synapse assembly
Molecular function (GO): protein binding
Source: RefSeq, a predicted model, not a curated record